AUGGUGCGAACUUCCACCGAACCCGCAGCAUCCAACACACCAUCCGAAUGUGUACAGUCUCACGAGCAAGUACCACAACCUGUACCUGAACGUGGCGAAGCCUCAUCGGACCGCACUGAAGACGCUCGCCCACAAUACCUCACAGGGUGGAAGCUAUGGACCUUGCUUGCUGGCUUAUGGAUUGCACUCUUCCUUUCAACCCUGGAAACUACAAUCGUCAGCACAUCAUUGGUGUCAAUUACCAACUUUUUGGAUGGCUUCAUGAUUAGGGAUUGGAUUGUGACCGCGUACCUCAUCACUUAUACAGGAUUCCUCACCAUCUACGCCAAAUUAAGCGAUAUACUCGGCAGAAAGACGAUGUUGAUUACGGGAAUUAUAUUGUUCACUGUAUUCUCCGCAGUAUGCGGAGCUUCAAACAACAUUCAUUCACUCAUAAUUUCCCGGGCGUUCCAGGGUAUGGGGGCUUCAGGCAUUUACGCCAUGAUAAUGGUCAUUGCGCCAGGUUUAGUCCCCCCAGAGAAGUUUGGCAAAUUAAUGAGCCUGGUUUCGACAGUCUUCAUCUUAGCCAGCCUACUUGGACCAAUAUUAGGUGGUGUCAUCAAUGAUAAGAAGGACCAAAGCUGGCGAUGGGUCUUUCUGCUAAAUAUUCCUGGUGGAGUGUUAUCCUUGAUCGCUGUCAUAAUUUGUCUACCCUCUACCACACAUCUAUCAACGUCACAUCAUCUGAUGGCCACUCACCUGCGGUCGAAGUUCUCGAGAAAAUCUCUUAUGCGUAUCGACUACGUUGGGAUGGCCCUGCUCCUCACUUUCUCGGUACUCCUUGUCUUCUCGCUUGAAGAAGGAGGGACCCGCUACUCUUGGAAUAGCGGGAUUGUUAUUGGAACACUUGUCAUUGCUGUCAUUACUGGCAUAGGGUUCGCCAGCUGGGAAGUCUUCAUAGACAAGAAGAAACAUGUCUGUGAACCAGUGUUUCCACCAGGACUUGUCAAAGAAAGACUCACCGCCGCCAUUCUAUUGACAGCAUUCUUUACCGGGUUUCCAUUUACUGCCAUCGUGGUAAACAUUCCCCAACGUGCGCAGGCGGUCAGUGGCUUGUCACCACUUGGUGCUGGUAUAACCCUGCUUCCACUACUACUAGCGUCUCCCGUUGCCACUGCUUUCUCAGGUUUUCUCACUGGGAGUAUGAAAAUACCGCCAUUCUAUUUGAUCAUUACCGGCACUCUUAUCCAACUGGUUGGUAUCGGGCUUACAUGUUCUCUGCCUACCAACAGCACGGAUAUAUCUAGGUCACAAUAUGGAUUUCAGGUUCUAAUAGGUGCUGGCUUUGGUCUCGGACUGACAUCGCUGUUGAUAUUUGCCCGUGCAGUUGUCUCCGAGGACCAUAUUGGUGUAAUGAUGGGAGGUAUGACGCAGAUCCGCACACUCGGCGGCACCAUAUCUCUGGCCAUCUGGUAG
Molecule: messenger RNA, 1455 nt
Organism: Neoarthrinium moseri
Lineage: Eukaryota; Fungi; Ascomycota; Sordariomycetes; Amphisphaeriales; Apiosporaceae
Exons: 7
Coding region: 1-1455 (484 amino acids)
Biological process (GO): transmembrane transport
Molecular function (GO): transmembrane transporter activity
Source: RefSeq, a predicted model, not a curated record